AUGGCUCCUAUCCGCGUCAACCGCGUCGAGCACCGCGAGCGAGAGAAGCCAGUGGCCGCAGAUGCUUCAAAGUCAAAAGCCGCAAUCACCGAACAGGCAUCCCACACCACCGCCAUAACCUCGCCAACAACCACAAAAGAACGCACCGCAUCGCCCGAACUCGUGCGCAGCAAACAGCCCCGCGCAAAGGACGUCCAAGUCGUGCGCAGCGAGAGAAAGUGGAAGGGUGCCUGGGAAGACAGCUCCGACGACGAGCACACAGCCAUAAAGCCUGAGCCCCUCGACGACGACACCAACACCUCAAUCACAGCAGCAGCCCUUCCCGAUUCUACUCACCCAGCAAUUAAAGAAUCUGCUUCUCCAGAAUCACGGCGCAAAUCAAAAGGCAAAGGCAUCGCCAGAAAACACGCCUUGCCCACCGAAGCACCAGCCCUGCAAACCGUAGAAGAGAGACGAGAAUGGGAGCGCCAUCACCUCGACCUCGAGAUCCUGCGCCAAGAACUUGGAGAAAUAACUCUACCUUCUUCUACUCCAGGACCCGCAAAAGACACACAAGGCGACACGAAAAUGUCCGACGGCGAUGCCACCACAGCCACAGGAGAAGAAUCAGACCUCACAGAAGGCGCCGACGCAAGUACUUCCCUACCCUCAUCCUCAACAAAUCCACCCCCAGACCGCCGCACCGACCGUGUAUACCUCUUCCAAUUCCCUCCCAUCCUCCCCUCCCUGGUCCCCGCAACCGUAAAACCUGAACCCGUGUCACCAACCUUGUCAAAGAAAAUCCCUGCCUCAACAGCAGCAACAGCAAUCGAUGUAGACGCUUCAGCAGCGCCAAAAGCAAAGGCAAAGCAAGAGGUCCCAGAGUCUGCUGGUCAGAUGCAUUCGCCUUUUCCUUCUGGCUUGGUUGGAAAGCUUCGCGUGCAUGCGAGUGGAAGGACGACUUUGGAUUGGGGCGGUACUUCGCUGCAAGUGGGCAUGGGUACGGACGUGCAGUUCCUGCAAGAUGCCGUCGUUGCAAAGUUCAAUGACAAGAGUGAUGUGGAAGGUGCAAAGGGCAAAGAAGAAGAGCAAGAUGAAGGUGCAUUUGGUGGUGAAGUCAUGGGUUUGGGUCAGGUCAGGGGUAAAUUCGUCGUUACUCCUGACUGGGAAGAGAUUGUUGGUGUGAGAAUCUAG
This is a messenger RNA of Aureobasidium vineae, 1173 nucleotides long. Lineage: Eukaryota; Fungi; Ascomycota; Dothideomycetes; Dothideales; Saccotheciaceae. The record is from the annotation of a GenBank genome assembly.